Molecule: messenger RNA, 1839 nt
Organism: Penaeus indicus
Lineage: Eukaryota; Metazoa; Arthropoda; Malacostraca; Decapoda; Penaeidae
Exons: 5
Coding region: 1-1839 (612 amino acids)
Source: RefSeq, a predicted model, not a curated record
AUGGACGCCCCCCGACGGCCGUGGAAGGAGUGCCAGAGCUCCUUCGCACGAAGACGGAGUCACCGCCAAAAUGAAGCUACCAUACAGAAAGAUAUCAAGUCAAAAAUAUCAAUCAUGAACAGCUGGAGAAUCAUAAUUUGCCUACUGUUCAUCGCACAACGUGUUUCAAGUGGUGAAAUCUAUACAAAUGUGAGUGGUGGUGUAGUGACUAGUGAGGUGUGUGUUGACAUGGCUGAACGAUAUAUUAUACCGGACGAACGGAUAAGCACAGCAAAGAUAAGAUAUUCAAGUGUUGAACUAAAGAAGCUACGGUACAAGUGCGGCGUUAUUGGCGUAAGUGAGACAUGGUUUUCAAGAAACAAACCAGCAGAAUUAUAUAUGCUGCCUGGGUACGAGUUGAUACACCAAGAUCGUGAAACGAGAGGAAGGGGCGUGGCGCUAUACGUUAAAUAUGAACUUGCAUUAAGAAACACAAAUAUUGUUGUACCGGAUAAUUUAGAAUGCGUAUGGACGAUGAUUGAGCAAAACUUUCCCUACCACGUGAAGAAACUCUUUGUAUGUUGCCUAUACCACCCACCAAAUGCACCCUCACACGACGAGUUGCGGGAGCAUCUCGUCACCACUGUGGAUGCUGUGCGAUCGACAUAUAGUGACACUCGUAUAGUAAUACCCGGUGACUGCAAUGAUCUGGAUGUGAACUAUCUAACAACACAACUUAGACUUCGAUGUAUCGUCACAACACCUACUCACGGGAACUCUACAAUCGAUCUUAUUUUAACGGACGCUGAAUUUUACAUAAAUAGCGAAACACAACCACCCAUAGGAUUGAGCCGUCAUCUAUGUGUAUGGAUCACGCAUGAGGAGUGGAGGGAUGUGUUAGCGACGAGCGAUGCCGACGAAGCAGCAGACACGAUGGAGAGGGUACUGUUGGAGCGGUACGAGGCGUGUUUCCCGGAACGACGCCAGAGGAUGAGGAAGGAAAACAAACCUUGGAUCACCGCGAGGAUCCUGCGACUCAUGGACGCGAGGCGACGCGCGUACGACCGUGGCAACUUGGAUCGCUGGAGAGAGUUGUAUCGCCAAAUCAAGUGUGAAAUUAAAAAUACCAAACGACAAGUAGGACUUAAUAUACAACAAAAGGAUAUUAGUUCCCCUAAAUUUUCCAUGAACGUUAAAGGUAUCUUAGGAGGCCAAAAGAAACCCCUUAAAAUACCCGUUUUGAGCCAUCUUACCACUAUUGAAAUUUGCAAUACUAUCAAAUCACACUUUACCAAUAUUUGCACACAUUUACCCCCGAUUGACCCAUUGCAAAUUCCUAGUUUUUUACCGGCCUGCGAACCGCCAGUAAUAGACAGAAUAACUGUAUAUAAAGCACUUUUAUCCCUUAAAGCAAACAAAGCCUCACCACCGGGCUCGUUACCUAAGAAACUUUUGCAUGAAUUUGCGUAUGAAAUCAGUGAGCCUUUCACUCAUGUAAUUAAAUUAAGUAUUGAGAGUGGUAUCUUCCCUCGUAGAUGGAAAGGGGCCACCAUCACCCCAUUGGCCAAAAAAAGAACAGUUAAUGAAUUAGGUGAUCUACGUCCUCUUUCCCUUACCCCCGAUUUUGGUAAAAUCUUAGAAGGUUUUGUAGCCCAACUAGUUCUCCAGUAUGGCAAUCUAAAGGGGAAGUCACCUUCCCAUUAUAUGACAUCUUUUCUUAACACAAUUUUGAAAGCCCUAGACAAACCCAAGAAAAUUACUACUUUUUAUUCUAAUAUCGGCUACAUUUCAGAAUUUAACUCCGCCGUUAAAUUGGCAAAGCGCUCCCAUGUCGUAAUUGCUUGGGCAACGGCGAUAUGA